AUUGAGAUAGCAGUGUGAAUUAUGUUUUGUUGUGAUAGUUAUCCUAAAAAUAAUAUAGCUGGACAAUUAAUUUAAGGCCUGAUUUUUAGCUCGGCAUUUUCGGAGAAACCCCGAGUUAUUGUCAUAGCCAGCUCGUCGUCCGCCGUCCGCUUCGUUCUAAAACCUUUACAUUGGCUCUAAAAUCAAAGUGCUUCAACCUACAACUUUGAAACUAAAUAUGUAGAUGCACCUUGAUGAGUUCUACAUGCCACACCCAUUUUGGGGUCAAAGGUCAAGGUCACUGUGACCUCUUAAAAAAAUAAAAAAUUCUGACAAGCUUUCAUUUAUUAAAAACUGCACCCGUAGCCGAGCGUGGCAACCGUUAUGCGGUGCAGUUGUUCUUUUUCAUAUACUGGUCAAUAAUAUUGACUAAUUUAUGCUUUCCUACAGGAUUUCUACAUGUUCUGUGGGUGUUUUCCUGCGUUGGCAUUUUGAUAUGCCAGCUGUAUUAUAUUAAGGUUGCUAUUACUUGUAAUUAAGAGAUAAUAGAAGAUAAAACAAGAUAUGUUCCAAAUAUGUAGAGGGAAUCAUACUUUUUAUGUCAUGUGUUGUUUUGCCUAUGAACUUUAGAAGCAUUAUAAAGUCUUAAGAGAUAUGAAGGUGAAGAAUAUUGCUUUUUGUAUUCAUUUUGUUUUUAAAAGCUUCUUGUUUAAAAAGAAAGCUCUUUUUACAUUUUGAAGAGCAUAACCAUUAAAGGGAGGUUUUUAAUGCUCUGGUGUAAUUCUCUACUGGUGAAAAAUAAGCCAUAUUAUUGUUUGUUUUUGUUUCAUUUGUUCCCUGAGUAGAUAAGUAAGCAAGUUGUAGAGAAAGAACGGUUGCAUUGUCUUACAUUAGACCGUGCUCUGUGAAAAGGGGGUUAAAAGCAUGUGUGUAAAGUGUCGUCCCAGAUUAGCACAGGCUUAUCAGGGAGUUCACUUUCCGCCCAUACUCGAUUUUUACUUAGAAGAGACUUUCUGUAAACGAAAAAUACCAUAAAAGCCUAAAAUGUCCCUGAUUAGCCUGUGUGGACUGGAAAGGCUCAUCUAGGACGACACUUAAACCACAUGCAUUAAAUCCCCUUUUCACAAGGCACGGCUCAUAUGAUAUUCAAUCACAAGCCGAAGUCUAAAUUGAAUGCUGAUUUCACAAACCUUGUCAAGUUAAGAUGUGAUUAUACGGGAUAUGUGAGGUGUGUCAUUUCUCCGUUGUUGUUUUUUGCUGAUAUAUGUACAAUUUUCCACAAACCGAGACUAAUUCAACGCCAUUUUCUUUCUAGCGCCGGAUGGCUGAGCAGUCUUCAAUAUAACCCGGCUAGAUAUAUAAAAUCAACAUACUUUUUAUAAUGGGCAUGGUCUAAAAUAUGUUCUCUUUGAUAAGUAAACCUCACAAUAUCAUAAAGCUAAACUUGUUAAAAAUUUCUUGUUGUGUGCUUGAAUCAAAGCAAUUGGUAGCUUUGUCAAUUUUUCUUUAUUUGAACAAAAAAAUUUCAUAUAUUUCCUUAAAACAUAUUCCCAAUUGUGUAAGAGUGUGGUUAAUUUAACAAUUUAGUUGAAUUUAUAUCUAAAAAAAUAUAUAAAACACAAAAAGGAUGUGUUCUGCAUGGGUGUGUAUAAAGAGCUGUUGAUCAAAUCCUUGUAAUUUUCAAUCAAAUCUCAAGGUAAGAGUGAUUGAUGGAUGCUAGUGGUGCGUUAAAACAAAAUUACACUAAUUCUAGACUUCUUGUAGGUGACUACGUGUAAUUACAGAGUAUUGCCGGUACCAGUGGCUGUGAGGGGCGGUAAUGCGGUAAGACACCAGAUCCACAGGCUAGGACCUACCAACAGAUUCUGCGGGAAAAGGAGCUGGCAAUGCAAGAGAAAGGCCUGAAGGAUCAGAUGCGAGAAAAGGCCAAAGCAGGUGAACUGAAGGCAGUGAACGGCUCAGCUGCGGCUAAGGUGGCGGAAAAGAAGAAGCGUCGAUGGGACCAGCCGGCGGUUGCCGAGGAGCCAGCUAAGAAGAAGGCGUCAUCAUGGGACCAGGCAGAAGUCGGGACACCUUCACAUGCCAAGUGGGAUGAGACACCAGGCAAAGCCAAGGGGGCUGCAACUCCAGGUGCCACCCCUGGCGCAAGCACGCGAAUGUGGGAUGCCACACCUGGUCACGCCACCCCAGGGGCAGCAACUCCAGGUCGUGACACGCCUGGUCACCAGGCAACGCCCAGCGCGCGGCGUAACAGGUGGGACGAGACCCCCAGGGCGUCUGAGACCCCAGGGCACACUACCCCAGGGGGCCAUCAGGCGGGUUGGGCGGAGACCCCAAAAACAGACAGAGGAGGGGACUUAAUUGAAGACACCCCCACCCCAGCAACCAGCAAGAGAAGGUCCAGAUGGGAUGAGACCCCUGGCGCAUCCACGCCAAACAUGACCCCCGGUCACAUGACCCCCAACAUGACGCCAGGGGGCACAACUCCGGGUGGAAUGACACCCAGUGGGAUGACUACCCCUGGGCACGGUACGCCAAGUGGAUUCACCCCAGGUGGUAUGACCCCUGGAGGCUUCACUCCCAGCGGCACCACCCCUACUGGAGCCAAGGCCAUGGCCAUGGCAACACCCACCCCUGGUCACCUGAUGUCUAUGACACCUGAGCAGCUGCAGGCCUACACGUGGCAGAGAGAGAUUGAUGAGAGGAACCGGCCACUCAGUGACGAGGAGCUGGACGCCAUGUUUCCUCCUGGAUACAAGGUACUUCAACCACCCACGGGCUACAUCCCUAUACGGACACCUGCCCGCAAGCUGAUCGCCACUCCCACCCCAAUGGCAGGCACACCUCAGGGCUUUAGAAUGCAGACCCCAGACACAAAGACAUCAGUGGUGGACAUGCAGCCUAAAGGUAACCUGCCGAUGAUGAAGCCCGAUGACAUGCAGUACUUUGACAAGCUGCUGCAGGACGUAGAUGAGGAGACACUCACGCCUGAGGAGCAGAAAGAGCGCAAGAUCAUGAAGCUUCUGCUCAAGAUCAAGAAUGGCACGCCCCCCAUGAGAAAGGCUGCCCUGCGUCAGGUGACAGACAAGGCCCGAGAGUUUGGGGCUGGUCCUUUGUUCAACCAGAUCCUGCCCCUGCUCAUGUCGCCCACACUGGAGGACCAGGAACGCCACCUGCUGGUCAAGGUCAUUGACCGCAUCCUCUACAAGCUGGACGACCUCGUGCGUCCUUACGUACACAAGAUCCUGGUGGUGAUCGAGCCACUGUUGAUAGAUGAGGAUUACUAUGCGAGAGUGGAGGGAAGAGAGAUCAUAUCUAACCUGGCUAAGGCUGCUGGUUUAGCCACGAUGAUCUCCACCAUGAGACCAGACAUUGACAACAUGGAUGAGUACGUCCGUAACACCACAGCACGCGCCUUCGCUGUGGUAGCCUCCGCCCUCGGCAUACCUUCACUGCUGCCUUUCUUAAAGGCUGUGUGUAAGAGCAAGAAGUCCUGGCAGGCACGUCACACGGGCAUCAAGAUUGUGCAGCAGAUCUCCAUCCUGAUGGGGUGUGCCAUCCUGCCACACCUCAAGUCACUUGUGGAGAUCAUAGAACAUGGGCUGGUUGAUGAGCAGCAGAAGGUGCGAACCAUCACUGCCCUGGCCCUGGCAGCACUGGCUGAGGCAGCCACACCGUAUGGGAUCGAGUCCUUCGACAGUGUCCUCAAACCCCUGUGGAAGGGUAUCAGGCAACACAGAGGCAAGGGUCUAGCUGCCUUCUUGAAAGCCAUCGGCUACCUGAUCCCGCUGAUGGAUGCAGAGUACGCCAAUUACUACACGAGGGAAGUCAUGCUUAUCCUGAUCCGAGAGUUCCAGUCCCCCGACGAGGAGAUGAAGAAGAUAGUUCUCAAGGUGGUCAAGCAGUGCUGUGCCACAGAUGGUGUGGAGCCUCAGUAUAUCAAGGAGAACAUCCUGCCCCCAUUCUUCAAGCACUUCUGGAAUCAACGCAUGGCUCUUGACAGGAGGAAUUAUCGCCAGUUGGUAGACACGACAGUGGAGAUUGCCAACAAGGUCGGUGCAGCGGAGAUCAUCGGGCGAGUGGUCGAUGACCUGAAAGACGAGGCCGAGCAGUACAGGAAGAUGGUGAUGGAGACGAUAGAGAAGGUGAUGUCCAACCUGGGGGCGGCAGACAUCGACUCCAGGCUGGAGGAGCAGCUCAUAGACGGCAUCCUGUACGCCUUCCAGGAACAGACCACCGAGGAUGUGGUGAUGCUGAAUGGUUUCGGCACAGUUGUAAAUGCCCUGGGAAAGCGAGUGAAGCCGUACCUGCCCCAGAUCUGUGGUACGAUUCUGUGGCGUCUCAACAACAAGUCUGCCAAGGUGCGCCAGCAGGCAGCAGACCUCAUCUCCAGGAUUGCCAUCGUCAUGAAGACCUGCCAGGAGGAGAAGCUGAUGGGUCACCUGGGUGUGGUGCUGUACGAGUACCUGGGAGAAGAGUACCCUGAGGUGCUGGGUUCCAUCCUGGGCGCCCUCAAGGCCAUCGUCAAUGUGAUCGGCAUGACCAAGAUGACACCACCCAUCAAGGACCUGCUGCCUAGGCUCACACCCAUUCUGAAGAACAGACAUGAAAAAGUACAGGAAAACUGCAUAGAUCUGGUUGGUCGUAUUGCUGACAGGGGUGCAGAGUUUGUGUCAGCAAGAGAGUGGAUGAGGAUCUGCUUUGAGCUCCUGGAACUACUCAAGGCUCACAAGAAGGCCAUCAGGAGAGCCACUGUGAACACCUUCGGCUACAUAGCCAAGGCCAUUGGACCCCAUGAUGUGCUGGCAACACUUCUCAACAACCUGAAGGUUCAGGAACGUCAGAAUAGAGUCUGCACCACAGUUGCCAUAGCAAUCGUUGCCGAGACCUGUUCGCCGUUCACGGUACUUCCUGCCUUGAUGAACGAGUAUCGGGUGCCGGAAUUGAACGUCCAGAACGGAGUCUUAAAGUCCCUGUCCUUUAUGUUUGAGUACAUUGGGGAGAUGGGAAAAGAUUAUAUUUACGCAGUUACACCAUUAUUUGAGGAUGCCCUAAUGGAUAGAGACCUGGUACACCGGCAGACCUCCAUGUCUGCCAUCCAGCACAUGGCCCUGGGUGUGUACGGGUUUGGCUGUGAGGAUGCACUCACUCAUCUGAUGAACUACGUGUGGCCCAAUGUGUUUGAGACCUCGCCCCACGUUGUCCAGGCCUUUAUGGGGGCCAUUGAGGGCAUGAGAGUAGGGGUCGGGCCAUCCAAAGUUCUCCAGUAUGCGUUACAGGGCCUGUUUCAUCCGGCACGCAAAGUACGAGAUGUCUACUGGAAGGUGUACAACACAGUGUAUAUCGGUGCCCAGGACGGCAUGAUACCCGCCUUCCCUCGGGUUCCCAACGAUGCUAAAAAUAACUACUUGAGAUAUGAGCUGGACUAUGUCCUUUAGAGGCUUGGGAUAUGCAAGUGUUGUGCGUGUGAAUGUGUACAUUUUAUCAGUGGAUUUACCAGUGUUUCAAACUGUAUAAAUAUUUAAUUGAUUCAUCUGAUCUUCAGAUUUAUGUGUAGGUUUGUACAAAAUAUAUGGUUCUUUGCCAUAAUUUAAGUGUGUCAUGAAGGGGGGGGUAUGAAAAUGUCAAAUGAUUGAAACUUAACUCUUGACAACAAGAAUAAGCAUCAAUUUGGAUAUUUUUACGUCAUAAUAGGAUGUGCUGUAACAUGUUAAUAAAUAAACCUAUCAUGGCAUAUAAUUAAUUUUCACUCUUCAGUCGACUUGAAAAUGAAUCAUACUGCAUUGAAAUAUUCACAGUUAAAUAAAUCUUCCCCUUUUUAUUGAUUUAUCAUUAAUGCUAUGUGUUGAUCCAUAAAAUAUAAAUAUGUGCAUUACUUCAAGUUUAAUUGUCCCCUACUGGUGAAACCGGAGAGGACUUAUGGUUUGCGCUCAGUGUGUCAGUCUGUCCAUCACACUUGUCUGGAUCCUGCUAUAACUUAAAAAGUUCUUCAUAUUUUCCAUGAAAUUUAAACAUGGACAGAUUGCAAUAUGGAGAUUAUGUACGUCAAUUCAUUUUUUUCCUACGUCAAAAAUUGUGGUUGCUAUGGCAACAAUAACAAAAAAAAACUGACCUGACAAGGGUGGAGUUUCACCGGUAGGGGACAAUAUUGCUUGGCAAUCUCUUGUUUUAUUAUAGGUCAUUGUAGCCCAUAAAUGAUAUGAAAUUCAUGUUCAUCAUUACUUAUCCUAAUUAAGAGCUGCUAUAUUUCAUACAGGUUAUCUGUGAAAACAACGUUGUAGUAUAUCUUGAUUUAUUGUACAUGUAGAUAGUUAAGUAAUUCAUUUCAUUGUAUUUCAUCUUGACAAAAUGUUUGCACAUUUCGGUAAUUGAGUUACUCAUUUUUCAUUGAUCAUCAUGUUUCUCAGUCAUGUGGCUUUAAUAACUGAUAAUUAAUUUGAAUAUUACUUUAUUAUACGUUGUUAAAAAUCUUAUUGUUUGAUCUAUCAGCUCUUGGUAUUUUCUCUUUUUAUUUUUCUUUCUUAAAUGUAUUUGGAUUGUAAAACAGAGGGAAAAACACCAUUAAGGUUAGUUAAAGAAAGUUACAUAAGGAUAAUGUAUAUCAUUUCAUUUUAACCUGAAAUUGUGAAAUGGUAAACAUUGACUCUGUUAUGAAUUGUUAAAAUCAUGUCUGUAAGGGUUACUGUUUUCCUUUCUGUCAAGUGCAAAUAACACUUCUUUGCUUGUUUUAAUUCCAGCAUAGGAGAUUUCAUUUAAAAAUUGUACAUGACAUGGUGUUUUGUGUAUAUUUUCUCAGAUGUCAGAAUAAAACAGUCCAUUUGAAA
Molecule: messenger RNA, 6803 nt
Organism: Dreissena polymorpha
Lineage: Eukaryota; Metazoa; Mollusca; Bivalvia; Myida; Dreissenidae
Product: splicing factor 3B subunit 1-like
Exons: 18
Coding region: 1866-5417 (1183 amino acids)
Biological process (GO): spliceosomal complex assembly
Cellular component (GO): U12-type spliceosomal complex; catalytic step 2 spliceosome; U2-type prespliceosome
Molecular function (GO): mRNA binding
Source: RefSeq, a predicted model, not a curated record